Messenger RNA from Musca domestica (house fly), 1964 nucleotides. RefSeq lists its product as uncharacterized. The record is from RefSeq and is a predicted model, not a curated record. NCBI's taxonomy places the organism in Eukaryota, Metazoa, Arthropoda, Insecta, Diptera, Muscidae. Bases 515 to 1843 code for a protein of 442 amino acids. The transcript has 2 exons.
UCAUUUAUGCAUAAAGUCUUCUAUAGGUCAUUUCAGUAUUCUGUCCACUGCUCUUACUAAAAUUUGCAACAGUAUACAACCAACAUUUCACGCUCAAUGUAAAAAGGGUGAUGGUGUUUUUGAUGAUGAUGACGACGAAGAUGAUGGCGAUGGUGUUGGCUGUGGUAUCAAACCAGACACACAUAUUAUGCAAUAAAAUUAAUGAUAGAUUCGGCCUUUUUUGGAAAAACUACAACUGGAAGUUCCAGCAACAACAAUAGCGGUUUGCAAAAAUGGUUUAUUUUCCAUGACAAAAAAGACCUCUGCAAAAACAUUUAACCAAAUUUGCUUAUGGCGGAUUUUAUUUGAAUUUGAAAUGAUAAGUUUGGAUGCCACGGCAUUGCAGGGCUUAGUAGAGAAUUUCUAACUAAAGCAAUAACAUCGUGAAACGGUCUAACUAAACGAAAGGAAAAACUCAAUUCCAUUAUUUAUUAAAAAAGUUAAGUGAAGUGAAGUGACAAAUGUUUUAAAGGCCAUGGAUUUACGGCGCAUAAUUUUCCUUUUUAUAACCUGCAUUUUGAGCUGUUGUAAUUCACAAACCUAUAGCCAAGGAUAUCGUUAUCCUGUCCAAAGGCGAGCGGGUUAUAGUUAUACACCAACAUCAUAUAAUCGUGGGGCAGUUUCGGUGUCCAAUAAUCGCAAUGCUUACUCGUCGGCCGCCAAACCAUAUUAUCGCCAAUCUUCAAGUGGUUAUCGUUAUCCUGAUGGACAAAAUUCCAAUGUAGCUGUAAAAGGAUAUAGUUCAACAGCCAAGGAUACACGUUAUCCUGGUACCUAUUCAACGGCAUAUUCAUCACGGGGAACUACAUCGUCGAGCACUCCCGUGAGGUGGUAUGCCUCAUCGGAGGAUUACAAGCGUAACAAUUACAUUACAUCUCCAUCAACCAUAUCGCAAGCUUCCAAUAACGAGGAUAACAAAGAGGCAUCACAAGACACCAAGGAUUAUUUGACAAAUUCUUACAAUGAAAACAACUCAAAAUUGUCAGGGGAUAAAAGCCGUUACCAAUCAAGUCAAAUUGAUAAAACAGACACGGAAAAUUCCAAAUUUGCCGGAGCUGAUAAUCAGGAACAAGAGGAUGAAUCAUCUCCACGCACAGCUUUGCAAAUUAAGCGACGCAAAUUGUUGAGACGACGUUUGGCAGCUGCAGCUGCUGCAAGAAAUCGUUGCCUGGCCUAUGGUCGUGAUGCGGCGGCUAACAAAAAUAUUACACCCCCACCCAGGGAGCAAGGACGUUUUCUAUUCGAUGUGAAUGUCUACAAGGUGUAUCCCCAGGCUCCGGUGGGAGCUCCCCUGGGUUGUGGUGGUGGUUUUGGCGGUGGAGGUUUCGGUGGCGGUCUCUUUGGUGAUGAUUUAGGAGGCUAUGGUGGAGGUCUUGGCGGUGGCCUAGGGGCCGGUGCUGGUUUAGCUGAUCCCCUAUUGGAUCCGCUUUACCCUCCACCCUUAAAUCAAUUUUUAGGCUUAUUUGCUCCUGGCAUACUCAACAAUGCCUUGGCCGUUACAGCACGACCCUUGGCAGAUCCUUUGCCGCCACCCACAAAUUCCGCCCAGGAUCAAGACUUGCAAAAUGACCCCGAUGUAGAUCCCGAUUAUCAGAGGCCAGUGCCGUUGCCGGUACGAAGACCAAGACCGAAUAGGGUGUACUACGAUUCAGCAGGAGCGACACCCCUUACUCCAGCCCAAUUGGUGGGCGGUGUGGCCACCACGGUCAACGGCAUCAUACAACAGCUGACGGGAAAUGUCCAGCCGGUAUAUCAAUCAUCUUAUCGAUCGAGUACCUCCAACAGGUCCAAUAGAUAUGGUUAAGAAUAAAUAACGGAAAAUGUCCUAUCAAUCGAGUACCUCAAAUAGGUCCAAUAGAUAUGAUUAAGAGUACUUUUUAAGAAUAUUGAAUGUUUUUACGAACGAUUUUACUAAUUUUAAGUAU